Saccostrea echinata is the source of this 3437-nucleotide messenger RNA. RefSeq names its product protein kinase C-binding protein NELL1-like. The coding region runs from base 502 to 2013 and encodes 503 amino acids. The transcript has 13 exons. Lineage: Eukaryota; Metazoa; Mollusca; Bivalvia; Ostreida; Ostreidae. Gene Ontology annotation, molecular function: protein binding; calcium ion binding. The record is from RefSeq and is a predicted model, not a curated record.
UAUUGUCGAAUCUCGUGUUCUUUCUUUUAAAUUAAAAUCGACCAAAAAUAGGUCUUACAGCAUGUGGUGAUGAAAAUGCACAAAGAAAUUCGAUAGCAUCCGCAGCAUGAUUGGGAAACCUUAAUAUUUAUAGACAUGACGAAACCAUGUGAAACGUAUGCUUUAGGAAAAAUUGGCAAUCAUUCGUACUGGGAAAGAGGCAAUACUGUAGCAAUAUUGCUGAAAGAGUGAAAGGUAUUUUACCUACAUAUUUUACCUGCUAGCUGAGAAGAGGGAAACCGGGUGUCUCUUCAUCCGAAAAUUAACAACUAUAGGAGAACUCAAACAAGAGGGAGUCGAGAACCGAAAGAGAGAGAGACAAGACACGACAAUUUUACGGUGUAAUGUCCCCCAAUACUAGGGGGAUAAAAAACAGUUACAGAGGUCUCACAUUUGGGAUACAGGGAUCAGAGACAUGUUUUAUGUAAAGGAAUCCGACCAAAUUUUCCAGUUGGAACAGGCAUGGGACCAUUCGGUUACGGAUACUUUAUACGAAGACUCAUCGCAACUCUAGGCCUACUCCUUAUAACAUGCGAUUGUGUGGAUUCCACUAGAGAUGUUCUGGACCUUAUUUCGAACCUUCAGAGUCGCACUGGAUUUACAAACAUCACGGGGCAAAAUAAUCUCACAUCAGCCAUUUAUUUGCAAGAUUCCAGUAGGAACGUAGCAGUUUCAGAUAACUUGUUGAGGAAAGCUUUAAGGAUUUUUAAAGACAAUAGUGAAUUAACUUUUUUAGCAACCAUGAAGCAGGAAAUAGGAAACUCUGGUAGCAUUUUAGCUUUUUCUUCAGAUAUUUACAGGUUUUUUGAGAUUGAAAGUAGUGGCCAACAAGAUGAAAUUCGUGUGCACUACAGACAUGACCAACACCAUUAUGUUUUAACAUUCCCAUACAGACUAGCUGACAAUAGGUGGCACAAACUGGCUGUGACCUUGACAGCCAAUCAUGUGACCAUAUUUGUGGACUGUUUGAAAAUUUACGAACAUGACAUUCAAAUCGUGGAUCGUGUUCCACCAUCGUCAAAUAUUCAGUUAUUUGUGGGUCAGCGAAACAGGCAACAUGCAUUAUUUAGGGGGGGAUUACAAGAUGUACAAAUAGUCACACAAGCUCAUGGAUAUGUUUUACAAUGUCCAAAUCAAGAAACAGAUUGCCCAACAUGUUCACAGUAUCAAGCAUUAGAAGAACAGCUCCAGAGAGCAGAGAAGAGGAUCAAAGAACUAGAGCAGUGUGAAUGUCAUAAAGGUUGUCGCUACAAUGGGACGUCCAAAAAGGAGGGGGAGGUUUGGCACCCUGACCAGUGCACGCUCUGUGACUGUAAGAAUGGGACUGUACAGUGUAGGAAGACUGACUGCCUCCCUGCCCCCUGUGAUCACCCUGUAUACAUAGAAGGAAAGUGCUGCCCUCUAUGUAUGACCAACUGUUACUUCGAUGGGAAGUAUUACCAUCAUGGAGAGAGUGUCAGUCCAAAAUUGUGUGUCACCUGCACAUGUAAUGAUGGCAAUAUGGAGUGUGAGAAGAUGGACCUAGAGGUUAGCUGUCCCAAUCUGAAUUGUCCUGAAGAGAAAAGACUGCACAUCGAGGGGGAGUGCUGCCCAGUUUGUAAGGGUACAGAUUUCUGUGGCCUUGGCAACAAUUGCCACUCAAAUGCAUCCUGCAUUAACUUGUCAACCAGGUUUGCCUGUCAGUGUUUACCGGGUUACCGUGGUGAUGGUGUCCAUUGUGAAGAUGUUGAUGAAUGCCUAACAAAAGGAGGAAAAUAUGGUCACCAUUGUAAUGGUCAAACCAUUUGUGAAAACACAGUGGGGUCAUACUUAUGCAAGUGUCCCUCUGGUCAUAUUCCAGAGGAUCCUUAUAACUGUACAAGUUCAGGCUACGAUUUUUCUAAUUCAGCCCCAGGAAGGGAAAGUGAUGGAACUUUGCUAAUGACAUUCUGUUCCCUAAUCCUGGUGAUUUUGUGGGUUUCUGGUGUCAGAUAAUGGUGCAAUCUGCCAUUAGAUUAAAACGUUGUUAUGACCAUGAUUCUGAGUAUGAGCAGCCAUCUUUCUUGGUUGGUUGCGCAGAGUGUUCAUGUGAAUACGAAAUGUUCCAUCAAGAAAAAUUCCAUUUUUUAAGCCUAUAAAACAGUUGAUUUUGAUUUAAUUAAAUGCAGAAGUGAAAGCCUUUUGUUACUUUGUGAUUUUUCUUGCUUGAUAGCUAGAAAAUGUGGCUGAUAAAGCAUCAAUGUAUUUUGUAAUAUUCAAUCAUAAUUUUACCGAUAAAAAUGAGUAGAAAUUAACAUAAUUAUAUAUUCAGAAACAUGUAGAUAUAAAAUUAUGUAAAAACUUCAUGCAUAUUCCAUAAUCAAGAAAUAAAUAUUGUGACUGUUACUUGCACUGUUGUUUAUUAAGAAUUAAUUUGUCACUGAUGAUUAAUUGAUACAUUACGUAUUAUUAUGUAUAAUAUGGUAUGGCUGUAUGAUGUUCAUAGUUCAUUUGUUGGAGAAAUGGAAUUAUUUUUUAUUACUACAUUUGUGAUAUAAAUGUUUGAAUGUUAUGAGGUUAGAUUGAUUGGCAUUCUUAUUAAUUGUUGUGAUUUGUUAAUUAUUGUAAGAUCUAUUUUCAUUAAGAUGAAAUGAGUGAUGCAGAAGCAUUAAUUUUUCUGCUGCUGUAAAACUGCUGAAAAUUGUCAGAGUCUGGUAACAUAUUGCAAUAUGCAUAUACACCAAAAAAGUAAGAGACUCUUUGUCUGUCUCAAGAUAAAGCUACAGUCAAAUAAGGAAAUAGCUUUACAUCUCCAUAAAGCUAUUUGUUCAUCAUGUGACAUGACGGCUAGAACAGCCUCCUUGCUGUAUGUGGCCUAGUAAUACACUGGGUGUGGCUUGCAGACUUGAAUUUCUAAUUAUAUUGAGAAAAAUAAUGUAAAUAUCUCCUUUUUUUAUUGAGCAAAAAAUGUAAAUUUAGGGAGUGAUGAUAAAACAGUUUAGUGCUCAUGUAAUAAUUUUAUGCAUAAACACCUACAGUGUUUAUGCAAAUUAUCACAUGUGCAAACUGUUUGAUCACAUCAUAAAACCAAAAAACUAGAUGGUCAACCAGAAACACCUUGCCCUAUCCUAAUUACAGUUGAAUGUCAGUAUAUCGAACAUUAGUUGAAAACUCAAAUACCAUGGAUAUGUCGAAGUGAGAUGGAAGUCUCAAUUAUUUUUUCUCGGAGUAUUUUAACCGAUGUGUCUGGAAUCCUUGGAUAUGUCCUCUUUUUUUAUUCCAUUAAGUUCAAGAUAAUGAGGAUUGAUUGUACUUACAUCCAAUUGAUAUGUUGAUAUAUAGUAUCUCUUGCUGACAAAAUCUGGAUUUUUUUUUAUAAUUAGUCAUGUUCCAAUUUAAAUUUGUUUCCAAAAAAGGUAAAUUGAACUGUAUUUUAGAAA